AUGUCAUGUCAUCGGCACCCGGACCUGCGCAAAUCCACAGCAAAAGCAGUCUCGCCGUCACGUAAAGGGGCCACCAGUCCACCUUCCGGUUUUUACCACUGGAAUCCCCACAGUGCCGCAUACGACUCCGCCGGUGUAACGGCCCUGUUCCAAGAGUCGAGCCAGAGAGGGAGAGAGAGCGAAGGAGGAGCUCGGAGGAGGAGCAGGAGCAGGCUUGUGGCUUGUGGCUAUGGCGGAGGAUCCGGAGCUGGAGGGGAGGUGAAACAUGCGAGCCGAGAAAAGGUUGUCUGCUCCGCCACGUCAAGGCCGAAAAGGGAUGUCGGUCGAUCGGAGCGAAAUGCGAUGGAGUUGUCUGACAGAUGCAUGCACCUGCCGAUGCGACGCCUCCAUUCCUCGGGCGGGUCCGGGGGAGUCGCCGCAAGGGACCAUCGAAGGUCGGACCUUGGCUUGAGUGCGGGAGCGAAAUGUAACUGUGCGCUCGGGGAGCCAUUUCUCGGGGCAGGGAUUGAUUGA
Molecule: messenger RNA, 513 nt
Organism: Marchantia polymorpha subsp. ruderalis
Lineage: Eukaryota; Viridiplantae; Streptophyta; Marchantiopsida; Marchantiales; Marchantiaceae
Source: the annotation of a GenBank genome assembly